AUGACGAAAUCAAAGAAUGCAGCUGCCGCAACAUCGUCGAAGAAGCGCUGUGGGACUUGCAUAGAUCGCAAAGUCAGUUGUGACCGCCGGUUUCCACGCUGUACGAGCUGCAUCAAAUCCAACCGCAAAUGCCAGGGCUACGGACUUCGAUUGUCCUGGCCAAGGGCUACUGAUGGCAAGAGGUCACUUAUCAGCCGAGCCGCAACAUUCCCUCGGGCCAAUAAUACUCCAGGUCGAUUACAUAUGAUCAACGCAACCUCAUGGGACAUCGAAGUACACAACUUCCUCAUUGCUAGGCGCAUGAUACGUCCCAUCAUGAAGUAUCCACUGCCAUGGUCCUCGUCUGGGUCAAACGCCACCGAUCAAAGCCUUUUCCGUUUCUUUCGAGAGACUUUGAGACCCAAUCUUUCAAGUUUCAGCAGUCAACCCCUGGGAGAAGCGUUACUUCGAAUAGCCCUAUCGGAAGUCUCCCAUGCUGGUAAAGCCUUGCAGCAUGCGUUGCUUGCUUUUUCAGCACAGUAUCGGUAUGGACCGGUAUUUCGUGCCGAAGAGCUGAAACUAUCGGCCUUGCGUGCUCUGUCUUUGUCAGCUGCGGAAGGCAUGUCCGCCCACAAGGCAGUUCAGCACGUAGCAGCUGGGAUGGUUCUUUGCAUGUUUGAGACCCAAAAGAGCUCGCACUCAACAAACCAUUGGCUUUGCUAUCUACGUUCUUCACGAACACUCAUUGAAAGUGUCUCGCUGGAGAAAUUCUGGAGGGUCUCAGACGCUCCCUUGUUGCUGGAGUGGGUAUCAUAUCAUGAGAUAUUGGCUCGAUUCAGCCUUCGCCAUUGGAGGAAACCCAAAGCGCUGCUACCGAGUCAGGUAAUUUGCGACACAAGACCGUUUACUUCGCCAGAGAUGAGGAAGAAAGCCCGUGUGGAGCUUUCGAUGAUCAUGAGCCAAGCAUCGUUGGAAAGUAAGCGAUUCUUUCAGCCGUUGGGCCUUCUCUCCGAGGUGGUUGCGGAAAUCCUGCCAUCCGACAAUCCCGAGACCCACACACAGCAAUAUCGAUGCAAGAUCAAAACACUCAAAGAAGAAAUCGAGAGCUUGCGGGUUACAGCAUCGUACAGCCUCGCGGAUCUGAAGUCGGAGAGGAUCGCCGCGAAAUCUGAAGUAUAUCGACUUUCAACGCUGGUGUACCUAAGUCGCACUACCGAUCAAGGCGAGCGAGAGGAUUCUGGCGUAGCUGCGUUGGUCGAACGAGGACUACAGCUCCUUCCUUUGAUGGGCACCUGUGAGAGACCAUUGCCGCUUCUCAUAUUCGGAUGUGAAGCGCGCACCGACGAGGAAAGGCUUCGUAUCUUGAAGCUGGUUUCGAACGCGGAAAAGACUCUUCCUGAUCGCGAACUUCAUUCUGUCAAAAAAUUACUCCACGCUCUUUGGACACAAGAUGAUCUGCAUGCCGACAAUAUUCUCAAGCCGACUUACAUAGAGAAACUGUCGGCUGUGUUCAGUGCCAGCGAGUUGCUUCCUCACUUCGCUUAG
Colletotrichum scovillei is the source of this 1524-nucleotide messenger RNA. RefSeq lists its product as uncharacterized. Lineage: Eukaryota; Fungi; Ascomycota; Sordariomycetes; Glomerellales; Glomerellaceae. Gene Ontology annotation, molecular function: zinc ion binding; transcription cis-regulatory region binding; DNA-binding transcription factor activity, RNA polymerase II-specific. Gene Ontology annotation, biological process: positive regulation of transcription by RNA polymerase II. The coding region runs from base 1 to 1524 and encodes 507 amino acids. The record is from RefSeq and is a predicted model, not a curated record. The transcript has 4 exons. Gene Ontology annotation, cellular component: nucleus.